CCAUGUAGCCUAAUUAAACCUACACAUAUCGACACAAAGAACAGAAUGUGGAAAAGACUGGCCACGCAACUGAUCGGGGCCAAAUCUCAUUUCUCCAGUUGCGUCUCGUCUCCUCCUCACGCCUUGAUGACUCCAACUGUGGCCCCGCCCAAGUGUAAACGAGGAGCCUUUUGUGAGCUCGGAUUGGUCCGUGUUCGAGCACGUGGCGCACAGAAGCGCGCAGGAAGAGGAGUGCGCUGCUGGCGGGAGAGGACGAGUGUGUGCGCUACUGCUGUGCUCUAACAAAACGACCAUCUCCAGGGAGCAAAACUAUGCCGAGUUCCACCAUGCAGAAGAUAACUGAAAAACUUCUCAUUGAGAGAGGCUUUCCAAAAUCAAGCAAACUGGAACAAAUUCACUCUUUGAAGCUGUCAAAACUGGGCCUGAGGUGUGAGGAUCUGCCGGUCCCUCUUCUGUCUCACCUGGUGUGCCUGGAGAGGCUGGACCUGUCUGGGAACAGGCUGACAGAAUUCCCUGCAGCUUUGUGUCUGCCAUCACUGAAACACCUGGACCUGAGUGAUAACCAGAUGGAAGAUGUUUGCAACCUGCAGUGUCUGAGUGCGCUGGAAGAGCUGUGCCUGGACGAUAACCUCUAUAUCACUGUGAGUGAUAACUACAAGCUGAUGGUGCUGCUGCCCCAGCUCAGGAUGUACAACGGGAAAGACAUCACUGCUACGGCCAACCACCUGCGCUACGUUUACACAGACAACCUGCAGACACGGAUCAUAUCUUUGUGGGAGAGGAGCUUCAGCCUGCCUCAGCCCAUGAGCGCAGACAAGUUAACCGCGCUUGAGGCAGACUUUGUGCGCACAGCCAAACAGCAGGUGAAGUUUGGGCCCAGCUCAGUUAGUGACUUCACCAAGUGGAGGGUCGGUAUCAUGGCAGCUGAGUUCUUCAAGUUUCAGACACAACAGAAGGACCAACCACACAGAAAGGAAUCCACUACAGAUCAGGAUUCUGAGAAUGCAAAUCCACUAAAGAGAAAGAGGGCCGUUUCACCAGUUGCGGUCACAAAACAGACUCCUGCGAAAAAGGCCAGCAUAGUACCAGUAUCCCAAAUCCGAGAGAGCCCCCGCAAAUCAGCCCUGCAACUCACAGGCCAGAGGCAGAACCAGAGCACACACGACCUGUGUAAGUCCUCCACCCCACCCAGCAGCCCCCGCACCACCCGGAAGAGCAAGCAAGACAGUGUCAGCCACCAGCCCAGCAGCAGUCCAGCUAAACACCUGCUGCCAAGAGCAAAAAGCCCAAAUGAGGUGCAGAAACCUGUGUGUCUGAGAACUCAUCAUGUGCUGCAGUGCCACAGUAAACAGGACAGGACUGAUGACCUGAGCACUCAGCUGUGGACCUGUGCUUUCCAGCCCUCUGAUGGGUCCAGUCGCCUGGUGGCCACUUGUGGAGGGGACUCUGUGUGCCUGAUUGACUGUGAGCUCGGCCUGGUCAUGAAGAAGUACAAAGUCUCUGAAGAGGAGUUCUUCAGCCUGGCCUGGACCACCGUGUUGAUGUGUUGUGGUCAAGGCACUCCUGCUCAGCCCUGUAGUGUCCUGGCAGCUGGAGGGAAGAGGGGCAUGGUCAAACUAAUCCACCCACGGAACAAUAUUGCUUAUGGGGAGUUCAGAGCCAGUCGCAAAGCUCUGUCUGUGCUCCGCUUCAACCCUAACAAGGGCAACUUCCUAUACACUGGUUCCUACGACAAUAAGAUUGUGCUCUGGGACAUUGGAGGACUGGACAAUCACUACAAUUACAAAGUUGUUCAGCUGAUGUCGUUGGAAUGCAACUCCACUCCUUUACACCUCUGCGUUCCCCCCAAGGCCCCCCUCUCUCACCUCCUGACAGCUUGUGACAACGGACUGCACUGUUACAGCACCCAGGUCCAGACCACCACCACAACAAACAGAUGGAAGCAGAGAGAGGUGACUUUUCCUGUAUACAAGGACAAAGAUUCUGAGCAUGAUUACCACACUGUGGAUGGACUGUCCUUUCUAUCAGAUGACAUCGUAGCCUCAAAGAACUACAUGCACAGAAGCAUCUAUCUGUGGAGCUUUAGUCAGACAUUAGCUCAGCAGCCCCAUAAGAAGACUGGCUGUGUGAGUGCAGUGGUCCUUGCUGAGCUGCAGUGGACCUCCACCCAGGUGCCCUACCUCGCCCUCAACACCUGCCCAGGUCAGUGCUAUGUGGUGUGUGGAGACGACAGAGGACGCUUAUGGACCUACCACAUCAAGGAUUUGAAGGACAAGAGCAUUGCGCCCCAGAUCUUAGAGUGGCCGUCUGUUCGCAACGACAAGGGGCCAGUUGAGGGCCCCUCAAUCAAUAGUGUGGCUAUGGACCCCGAGCUGCAGUAUCUGGUGGCCCUGACUGACUGCAACCUGGUGGUGGUGUGGAGGAGGGAGGAGACAGAGAGCUGAAACACUGCCUUUCAUUUCAUAAGGGUUUAUUUUAUCGUUUUAGUUUGUCUAUAAUUGAAUGAGAAGCCAUGAGGUGGAUUUAGAUCAGAGCCUCACUGAAAAACUGUUGGCUAAUGCGAGCUAGCUUGUGACUGUAAUGUUAUUUAAGGGGGAUUUGAUCUGCAGCACAAAUCAUAUGUGCUCAUGUGGUCAACGAAAAAGAGAGAACAGUUUCUAACUCAGACAAUUUCAGUACAUUUCCAUUUUAACAAAAUACAUGCAUAUUUUAUUUUAUUCUAUUUAAAAAUCUUUAUGAAAAACUGUAGAGAGUUUUGAUUCUUAAUGGAUGCGGAAUCAUUUAGAGCUUUUUGACUCUUUCAUUCAUUGUUACAGUAAAAUAAGUAAAUCAUACAGUACAGUACAAUACAGUAUGUUAAAGGUGUUUAUUAAUGUUGCAAGAGAAUUGUAUUGCCAUUAACCAUCUGUCGAGCUUUUAAAAUGCCAAGAGGACGUGAGAAAUGUAUUUGGUGAUGUUGCUUUGUAGCAACCAUUAACAUAUUAAUGGUCAGUAAUGUAAUAAUAGCCAAUAAUUUUGGCCAAGUUUAAAUGUAAUGGUGAGCUAAUAAUGUAGUAAGUCAGUGUAUCUCAAAUUUUUCACACCAAGUACCACCAAAGAAAUGAUUUGGAUUUGUGAGUACCUCCAGAGCUAAACCAGGACUAUCACAGGACUAUUGUAGGUCUAAUCUAGGGCUAAACCAGGUGUAACAGCGGACUACAUUUCCUCUGUUCUUCUAAACAAUAAAUUGUCCAAAAGAGGACAAAAAGUGGAUAAAAUUAUACAAACCCACAAACUGAAGAGCCACCUGAAGGAGUUUGUGCACCACCAGUGCUGCAGUUUGAGAUUGUUGGCUGGUUUGUAUCUUUGCCUGACAAGGAACAUUUCCUUUGAUAAUAGCUGCAGCCAGUAGUGUAGCCAUUAUUGGCAAGAUGUUAUUACGUGUUUGGCCUUCCUUAUUACAUUUAACCUUGGCCAAAAUUCUUACAUUAUUGGCGGUUUUAACAUUACUGGCUGUAAUACGUUAUUGGCCUCACUCUUGUUAAUGAUAAUCUGAUGCAAGUCUUAAUUCUUGUUUGUGCAAAAUGUCAACUCUGUUCAGACAGUGAAUGGAAUAAAAAAAAAAAA
Molecule: messenger RNA, 3606 nt
Organism: Boleophthalmus pectinirostris (great blue-spotted mudskipper)
Lineage: Eukaryota; Metazoa; Chordata; Actinopteri; Gobiiformes; Gobiidae
Gene: lrwd1
Product: leucine-rich repeats and WD repeat domain containing 1
Exons: 16
Coding region: 312-2444 (710 amino acids)
Biological process (GO): chromatin organization; establishment of protein localization to chromatin
Cellular component (GO): nuclear origin of replication recognition complex
Molecular function (GO): protein binding; chromatin binding
Source: RefSeq, a predicted model, not a curated record